Chrysochloris asiatica (Cape golden mole) is the source of this 993-nucleotide messenger RNA. RefSeq names its product MAP3K12 binding inhibitory protein 1 (gene MBIP). The record is from RefSeq and is a predicted model, not a curated record. Bases 1 to 993 code for a protein of 330 amino acids. The transcript is spliced from 9 exons. NCBI's taxonomy places the organism in Eukaryota, Metazoa, Chordata, Mammalia, Afrosoricida, Chrysochloridae.
AUGGCUGCUGCUACGGAGCUUAGUCGCCCGAACAGCAGUGACAGGAGCUUGGAGCGCGGCUGCAGCCCCAACCUCUCCCGAGAGGUGCUUUGCGAAACCUUUCGCUCCCUGCGCACCCUGGCUGGACAGCUUAACCUCAGAGAUGAUGUGGUGAAAAUUACAAUCGAUUGGAACAAGCUCCAGAGCCUCUCGGCAUUCCAGCCUGCAUUGCUCUUUAGUGCACUUGAGCAGCACGUUUUGUAUUUACAGCCCUUUUUAGCAAAACUUCAGCCUCUGAUUAAAGAGGAGAAUGCAACCAUUGUUGAAGAGAUAGGAAAAACAGAAUCAGGCAAUGAGAAUCAAGUAAAUGCCAAAUUUCCUGCUGGCGACCUACAAGAGGAAGAAAAACACAAAGAUUAUGACUUAGGAGAUGUAAAAAAGACACAGAUGUAUUUUGAUCCAGAAGUAGUUCAAAUAAAGGCUGGAAAAGCAGAAAUUGAGAGACGAAUAUCUGCAUUUAUUGAAAGAAAGCAAGCUGAAAUCAAUGAAAACAACGUCAGGGAAUUUUGCAAUGUUAUUGAUUGUAAUCAAGAAAAUAGUUGUGCAAGAACUGAUGCCGUUUUUACUCCUUACCCUGGAUUUAAAAGUCAUGUAAAGGUUUCUAGAGUUGUGAAUACUUAUGGACCACAGACUAGACCUGAAGGAGGAGUACAAGGAUCAGGUCAUAAACCUAAUAGCAUGCUUCGAGAUUGUGGUAAUCAAGCUGUAGAAGAACGACUGCAGAAUAUUGAAGCUCACUUGCGAUUACAGACAGAUAUGUGCAAAGUAUGCUUGGAACACAAAAAGUUAGAACACAGAAACCUCAGGAACUUUUCUGGGAAAAGAAGAAAAGUUCAUCCACCUCAACAGAACUAUUCACUGGCUGAACUUGAUGAGAAAAUUAGUGCCCUCAAACAAGCCCUGCUCAGAAAAUCAAGAGAAGCAGAAUCCAUGGCAACUCAUCACCUUCCAUGA